Messenger RNA from Candidozyma pseudohaemuli, 636 nucleotides. RefSeq lists its product as uncharacterized. The record is from RefSeq and is a predicted model, not a curated record. Bases 1 to 636 code for a protein of 211 amino acids. The transcript has a single exon. NCBI's taxonomy places the organism in Eukaryota, Fungi, Ascomycota, Pichiomycetes, Serinales, Metschnikowiaceae.
AUGAACAUCAACCUCGAGGAGGCGCUCGACGAGUUUGACCUGCGUUACCUCGAGAGCUACCACCAGGUCACAGCGAAGAUGGCUCUGCUGGGCCUUGGACCUGCUCCCGAACUGCCGCUGAGACUUCUGCUGCCGCUUUUGCCCUCGCAAAACGACAACUACAUGUUUCACGCUGGCUCCAUCCUGGCGACGCCGGCCAAACCACAUCCAUUGGCUCAAAGCGCCCUGGGUCCAAUGGCCAAAUCUGGUCAAUUGGCCAAUAGCACACACAAUUCCUCAGCCGCAGGGCACGAGAUCGAGGAAUUGAACAUCGCCUUUGACGAGGAACCCAGUAGUUUACAAAAAGACCAUAAUGAACAGGCCGACCCGAGGCCUGAGUUGGCGCACCGCGCUCUGGCGCCAGAGUGCCAGUGGCUCGCGGUGGAGAUGGCCGGGCGGCUGUUUGUCGUGGUGGACACUCCGCGGACGCUCCAGCGGCUGCUUCUGGCGCUGUCUCUAGUGCACAAGGCGCUGCGCCGGCCUCAGAACCGCAGGACGCCUACGAACGUGGGGAAUCCUUUUUACAAAAGCAAGUCCCCCCGCCGCCGCCGUGGUCUUUUUGACGACGCCUUUGAGCGCUACAAAAUGGAGUGCUAA